Messenger RNA from Erigeron canadensis, 834 nucleotides. RefSeq names its product nucleosome assembly protein 1;2-like. Lineage: Eukaryota; Viridiplantae; Streptophyta; Magnoliopsida; Asterales; Asteraceae. Bases 199 to 546 code for a protein of 115 amino acids. The transcript is spliced from 6 exons. The record is from RefSeq and is a predicted model, not a curated record.
UAAGAACAUAAAUUAUAAAAUAUGUUUUAUCUCAUUUUCUUUCUUUUAUCUUCAUUUCACUUCUUUUCUUUUCCAUCAAAAAUAAACUCGAGAACACAAUGUAAUUGAUGAUUGUUGGGCAGAAAACCCAACCCUAAACUACGACGUUUCUUUCCUCCUAUAAGAAAUAACGAACGAAGAAAGUAAAGAAAAAGAAAAAUGUCAACUGAUGAUAAACGAAUAGCGAACAAAGCAGUGGAAGAAGAAAAAAAGAAGAAGUUUGAUCCUAGAAGGGAGUUGAUAAAAGUCUCAUCUGCUGAUUUUAAAAAUCUAUCCUACCAAGACAAACGAUAUUGGGCACAUGCACAUUUCAUGUUUAUGGCAAAUUCUGUUUCGUUCAAAGCAAUUGAUGACCCAGACUCAGACUCUGAAGAAGGAGAAGACGAUGAUGAUGAUGAAGAAGAAGAAGAAGAAGAAAAAAUAGAAGAAGAAGAAUCAAAAGUACCAAAGAAAAAUGAUGAUGAGGGAUCCGGACCAAGAGGAGCCUCUUGGAAAAAGAACAAGUGAAUCCGAUGAUGAUGGACCAAGGGCAGAUUAUUAUAGAAACAAUCUUUUGAAUUGAUCUGACUUUGUAGUAUUUUACUUAUCAUCAUGAUUAUUAGGUGCCAUGGAUGAUAUUUCUUUUUCUUUCUUUUAUGGAUUCGUAUGUUAUUAAGUAGAAUUGUUUGGUAUCUCUCAUAUAGUCAUAUGCGCCCUUCGUAUCUUUAUUUCUUUUUAUAUAUUGUUGUCUGGUUGGCAAAAGUUGGAUGGGUACCUUGGCACGCCAAUAAGUGUAAGCUUUCAUGUUUGACUCAA